Fomitopsis serialis is the source of this 875-nucleotide messenger RNA. RefSeq lists its product as uncharacterized. Bases 63 to 695 code for a protein of 210 amino acids. NCBI's taxonomy places the organism in Eukaryota, Fungi, Basidiomycota, Agaricomycetes, Polyporales, Fomitopsidaceae. Gene Ontology annotation, biological process: endocytosis. Gene Ontology annotation, cellular component: clathrin vesicle coat; membrane. The transcript has 8 exons. The record is from RefSeq and is a predicted model, not a curated record.
GUGGCAGCACCAUAUACACCACAGCCACAGCCAGUCCCCGCUUCCUCGCGUUUGCUACCAUAAUGGAGGAAUUUCAGGAUGAGGAGAUCGAGAGCGUGCUCUACAUCGGAAGGGAGGUUUCAGUUUUCAAAAUCCCGCCUAUGAAGAAGAACGAAGGACACCGCGCGCAGGAAUGGGGUGACCUCGGUCAACCGUUGUGGAAGGGUAGGCUACGGAUCAUCGAGCGGUCGAGCGGUGUCUCCAUUCAGUUCGAGGAUGUCAACACAGGCGAAUCGUUCGCCAAGGCCGACUACGAUCCCGCGAAGCCGUGCGUAGAGGCUGUCUUGGAUUCCUCGCGCUACUUCGUCGUCCGAGUAGAGGAUAACGGACGAAGGGCAUACAUCGGAAUGGGCUUCUUGGAGCGUACAGAUAGCUUUGACUUCAACGUCACUCUGCAAGACUACACCAAGCGAUGGCGCGCCCGCAUGAACCCACCAGAUGCUGCGACUGAGGCUGCCGCAGCGUCAGCAGGGCCCAAGAAGGACUACUCGCUGAAAGAUGGCCAGACGUUCUCGAUCUCAAUACCCGGGCGUGCGAAGAACAACAACACGACCACGUCGAACCUGCUCGGAGGAUCUACGAGUUCGUCUUCGUCCGGUGGUGGUGGCUUUGGCGUCCCUCUGUUACCACCGCCUCCCAGUGCGCCCCGGAGAUGACACGACAGAGGUUGGAUGGACUCCGUGAUCUCGAGAUUGUAUCAUACUGCAAUACCUUUGCAUUGGUUCUUGUCACAGCAAUCAAGUUAUGGCGCUACCAUAACUCAAUCUGACAUGCACUUCUUUCCUGAGCUUAUACGCACCGUACAAGGCUACAUAUGGGCAGCAGCGCAGCCCUGA